UCCGGAAAUUCCUUUUAAAAACUGUUUUUCAUACCAAGCAGAAGUAGUUGCGCACAACUUGCGCUAUAUUUUCAUAAAUGAAAAGUUGAUGGUUUGAAACCAAAAAGAAUUAUAACAUAAGGUUGAGUCACAAGUUGACAAUAAAGAAAUAAUUGGAUUUCACUAAAAUUAACCUGUGUUGAAAAUCAAUUCAAGUCAUCACGUGCUACUAUUGCGAACAAAUUUAUAAUUCUUUUUGUGGUCUAUCUGGCAAUAACGGAUACACUGGAGGGAAAGAUUGUAGCCCUGGACCUAAAGUUCACAAAGCUGUCACAUUCAACACAAUCUCGGCCACACGUAAGUAAAAUAUGGACCCUUUACCUCAUCCCGGUCAACCACAGAUUAAAGACGUAUUACCACAAAACGUCCAACAAAUAUGUCAGCUUUGCCACGAACAACUUGCCGAUAUCGUUGUUAGUUGCAAGUCAUGUCAAAAACCAUACCAUACCACCUGCGCAAAGGUCCCUAGCCCACAAGAGUCAUGGCUAUGUCAAUCGUGUAACACAAACUUUUCGCUCUCUGCUUCGAGCACACACUCUUCGUUGGCGUCAAAAGACUCUGCUAGCCGAAGAAAGACACUUGCGCUAAAGCGGUUAGAAGAGGAGCGGGAGCUAUCCAUGAGACGCGAUCAGGAAUAUCUGCAGAAAAAAUAUAAAAUUCUUCAUGAAAUAGACGAAGAAGAUGCUAAUGACCAUCUUCCACCAGUCUCGAAUCAAAUUACGCAAGAAACAAAUGUCACGGUCUCGCCGCCGAACCUAACCUCAUUUAAUGCAUCUUUGCAUGUGCCAAACACCCUACCUAUAAUGACUACCGUCGCACACAAUCCUCCAGUAAACCGUUUAUAUGAACCAACCAAUGUCACAACUUCACGACCUUUUAACCCGAUUUGUCCAAAUUUUCCGUUGCACUCAACAGUAAAUCAAAAUGUGAACCAACCACGUCUAAGUUAUUCCCAAAAUAUAAAUAACACACAGCAGGCACAAUCAUUUAUUAAUCGUGAACAGACGGAAAGAUCUCAGCCACAGCUAUUGCAGCCAACAACACUGGAGACCAGAUUAAGAUCCGACCAAGUACAUGCUCGACAAACAGUGCCUAAAGACCUACCCACCUUUUCAGGUUGUCCGGAGGAAUGGCCUUUGUUUAGCUCGACAUACGACUGGUCUACAGAAGUCUGCGGCUUGACUGAUGCAGAAAAUCUUAUAAGGCUCCAAAGAUCUCUGCGAGGUGAAGCAUUGGAAGCUGUUAAAAGAAUUCUUAUUCAUCCUUCAUGUGUGCCUCACGCUAUUUCCACAUUGAAAUUAUUGUACGGUCAGCCAGACAAGAUUCUGUUUUCUCUGAAAAAUAAAAUAAAAACAUUACCUCCAAUUAACCUCAACAAAAUGGAAACCAUAACAAACUUUGCCAUCCAAGUAAAAGGUCUCCAAUCAACUAUUGAAGCCUGUGGACUCUUUGAUGAAUUGAACGAUACUUCGCUGCUUCAGGAACUAGUCGCCAAAUUGCCACCGUAUUAUCAAAUAAUUUGGGGUUCAAUAAAAUUAGGUCUUCAGCAAAAUGAUCAAAAAACUAAUUUAACAGAGUUUGCCAAUUGGAUCUUUGACAUUGGACUGUCAGCUAGCACUGUUAACAUUACAAAUAACAUGACUCUUGACUCUGUUAAUAAUCGUAAACAAAAGAGUGCCUUUUGCAAUACACACACAGAAACUAAUAACAAGAAAUGUCUGGUUUGCAGCAGUGAUUGUAAAACUGUUACAAGCUGUAAAAAGUUUCUGUCAGCUGACCGCAAAGAUAGAUGGAAUUAUGUCAACAGAUUAGAGUUGUGCAAGCACUGCUUACGGAAACAUUCAGGUGUCUGUUAUAACAGAGAUAAAAGCUGUAAUGUAGAAGGCUGUCAAUUUAAACAUAAUAAGCUUCUUCAUAAGUAUGUAAGCAACAAUACCCCAAGAGAAAACAAUGAGAAAGAGAGUGAUAACAGUAAUGCUCAAAAUAUAAACGCACAUGAUACUCAAAAACUAAAUAUUCUCUUUAAAGUAAUUCCAAUAAAAAUUUAUGGAAACAACAACAAAUUCAUUUCUUCAUACGCGUUUUUGGAUGACGGCUCUUCAAUUAGCUUAAUAGACGAAGAAAUAAUAAAACAGUUGGAAUUGGAGGGGGAAGCUGCACCACUAUGUUUAAAAUGGACAGCAAAAAUAGAAAGAAUGGAAGAAAACUCACAACGCAUUACAGUCCAGGUGUCGGGAAAUAACAACAGAAAUUUUAGUGUUGAUGUUCGCACUGUAAGAGGACUUUCCUUGCCCAAACAAACACUGGAUUAUAAAACUUUAAGUAGAAAAUUUAGUCACUUAAAGGGAUUGCCAGUUGAAAGUUAUUAUGCCGCAACACCAAAAAUUCUUAUUGGACUUAACAACAUAAACAUAACAUUGGCGAACAAAAUCAAGGAAGGCAGAAAAAAUGAACCAAUUGCUAUUAAAACCGCAUUAGGGUGGACAGUUUUUGGACCUUUUGGUAGCAAUCAAGCUGUACAAUACAAUCUUCAUAUGUGCGAGUGUUUGGAGACUGAAAGCCAAAUAAACCGAUUGGUAAAAAGUUUUUUUUAGCAUUGAAAGUCUGGGUA
This is a messenger RNA of Musca domestica (house fly), 2650 nucleotides long. RefSeq lists its product as uncharacterized. The transcript is spliced from 2 exons. The record is from RefSeq and is a predicted model, not a curated record. Bases 348 to 2633 code for a protein of 761 amino acids. NCBI's taxonomy places the organism in Eukaryota, Metazoa, Arthropoda, Insecta, Diptera, Muscidae.